AUGAAUGUGAAUACAAAGGCUGUCACAAGGAAGGCCAAAGAGCUAUUCCAGCAAAAAUCCUUCGAUGCAUGUCUAAAGGAACUGCAGCCUAUUCUCGAUGGAGAGGGUGGCAAAAAUAUCGCCUGUCUCCUUCUUGCUUCUGCCUGCUAUGAUAAUUUGGGGAAAGAAGAUAAAGCCGUGGAUACCGUUUACAAAGUUCUUAGUCUGGAUAAUAAAAACCCAACUGCCUGGCAUCUUCCACCCGGGCUGCCACAGUUGAGGGAGUCCUGUAGUCUUGUUCUUGCCUCAGACAAUGCCGACUCCUUCGCCCUCGAGGCUAUUUUGCCCUUCUCCGAGGAUGAAAAAAUAUUCGGCUGUUUCACCGUCAGCUUUACAGGUCUAAAUGAGAAGCAAACUGAUCUUAUUUUGCUAAAAACAUACACUGAGCGAUUGAGCAGCUGCGUCGACAGUGGAAGUGACACCGCAUACUUUACGCUAGCACUUGCUGAAUCCUUCUUGGAAACGUGUCAAGCUUUAAAUGAAGGAUAUUUUGAUGACCUACGGCAGCCUUUUGUUCGCCUACAGGAACUCUCGGUACGCGGGCUUAAAGUAGGGGAGAGGUGGCAUCGGCAGGGUUUCCUAGACGUACACAUAUCGGCGUUGAGUGCGAUCAUUGCGUAUGCUUUGAACGAUUUCAUUCGCUGUGACUUUAUUCUACGGGAUCUGAUGGACUUUUGCCGUUCAAGUUAUGCACAAGUGGCUAAGGAUAUUACUCAGUUUACCACUUUCCCAAAUGCGCCUCCAAGCACCUUGACAGACUUCCUGACUCCGCGACUCCUCUACACUCCUGUUCGUCUCUUCGGUGAUUCUCUGCCCCAAGACCAAACUCCUCUUCACCGUGUGUUCGGUUGGGCUGGUUGCCUGCUUCUCAGUAACGCCGCGAAGUCGAAUUUCAGGCACUUGUUAGUUCCAUCAAUAAGUCUCUACUCAACAGAAUGUCUGGGUGCGAAAGAAAAACUUACUUGGCCCCUACCUCAAGCCGUUCUUUUCACGGAAUGCUGUCUUCUCAUAGAUGAUACCACAAAUCUACAACAUUUUGUCAAUUUUUCGUCUUCCCCAUCGGGUUUACUUGAAAGUUAUUCCGUCGAAGAAGAUGCUUAUGAAGUGUACAAAAAGACCGAUCACAAACUCUUUACUCCUGCAAUGUGCCUCAACUACGGUCUAGUCGCCCUUCAUUUGAAGAAACUUACUGAGUGUGUUCCAGCACUGCAAAGGGCUGUGAGAUCUCAACCGAUGAAUCCACUAGUAUGGGAGAUCCUCGGAGAGAGUUACAUGGCACGGGGAAGCUUUGGAAUCGCGUUGCAGUCUCUGGAAAAGGCAAUUCAACUUGAUUCCAAUCGUUUGAUGUCUCACAUAUUAUACGCUCAAGCCUGUACUGCUCUCUCCGACUACUCAACUGCUCUUACAGCCUACAGUCGCGUUGUAGAGCUCCUUAAGCAUCAGAAGCUUCACUCUCUAUCCCUUCUCGCUAACAAAGGGCUAAUUGAACUAAACGUGAAAUUAGCUGCACAGGAUUUAAAUAGUGGAAUGCGAACGACAGCGAUUCACUAUAUCGAAACUGCACUUUCUUACGGUUCGAGAAUGCUGUCCCUUUUUCUCAAAUCCUCCACUGACGCUGCAGUGGGACGUGAGACACUCCUUGCGUGGAUAUGCUUGGGCUUGCUGGAGCUCUCGCGGGCUAAUUACACCCAAACAGGAGACGAAGGAGAGGUAGCCAGACCGCUCUUUGGGAAGUUCAUGUGUUUCACCAAAGCUAGCCAGCGCUACCUCUUGCAAUCGGAGGCAUGCUUCUUGAGGGCUCUCCAAGUUUGCAAACAGCUGCAGCCUGGUAACGAUCAGCUGGCUGCGCUCGCAUGGUUUGGCAUGGGCUCCGUCCUCGCCUUGGGGGGAGUUUUUACACGCCGGCGUCUCUCUUGCGUCGAAACUCCUGGAAAUAAAUCGAAAACAGGAUGCAUUAAUGCCUGUCCCUUUCUCCCCUCCUCGCCUGCAAAUCGGUGUCUGCAGGACGCGCGUCGUGUUCUGGAUGUGUGCCAGCGAAAAGACUUCCAGCAUCACGGAUACUGGCUUGUUAUGGCCCAACUAGCCUCUGUUAAUUCCCAACAGACUGCUUCUGUUACCAAGUUUGGCGAGCCAGGUGAAACCCAGUAUCUCCUACAGUCUGUCAGCUGUGGAUUUAAUCUGGACGCGAUGUGGCACAUUCUGCCGAGGGUCUUCCAGUCUUUCAAGAGGUCUUCCACUACCGAAGCCAGCGGUUAUGAUGAGGAGAGCAUAAAGUGGUCACGUCUGACUGCGGCUGAAUAUCUCAACCGAUGUUUAGGCAAGUCGCCCGAAUCACGGCUCAGGCCGUUCUUAUCUAGCUCUGCCUAUGAUCUCCUCUCGGUGUUCACACCAACUGACUAUGAACGUCUCACUGUGAAGGCCCAUUACUUUCUUUCUUCCUGCAGUCAAGGAAAACUCGACCAAUCUUUGUGUGAGGAGUUUCAGGCACUUGCAGCUGACUCGCCUGUUGGUUGUGGAGUUUGUGCUGCUACAGCCCUUGCUAACCUUUUCAAGGGAAACUCAGAUGCGACUAGAAACAGCCUCGUAAGGGCCUAUCGAGCCGCAGGCAUGGAGGUUACUCUCGGUAGUCUGAGCUGCCUGGCACCGGCCCUUUUGCAUGCUGCGUUGCCUUCGGAGGUGGAGGGGUUAUGGGAGGAACUAAGUUCCUUUUCAGUGGAUCCCAUUCGACGCCUCGUCAUCGCCGAGGGUCUGCACGUAAAGCCUCCCUCCCUAGCUCUCCACCACUUGAGCGCCUUCCUCAGUCACCCAUCCUACGGUUAUGAGUACUUUUUGUUUCAAUUUCGUAACUCAUCGACCACUGAGCACAUUAGACAUCUUCUUACCUUGAGCAAGACAUGGGCUCUUUUGCGACCCGAUUCGGAGCCUGUCUGGACCCUGUUGGCGGCAACGCUACGUCUGUACUCCAGACUACAAGGUGUCAAGCCGAAGUCCAGGGUGGCUGCACGGGAGGGUGCAGUCGCGUCCCUCCUCUCUGCUUUUACGGUCCGUUCGCCCGACCCCACCUCUGAGACUUUUGCUGUUAAGCUGGAUUGGUUUCACUUUGCUCAAUUUCAGGAUUGA
Echinococcus granulosus is the source of this 3159-nucleotide messenger RNA. Its product is annotated as Tetratricopeptide repeat protein 37. Gene Ontology annotation, cellular component: Ski complex. Bases 1 to 3159 code for a protein of 1052 amino acids. The record is from RefSeq and is a predicted model, not a curated record. Gene Ontology annotation, molecular function: protein binding. NCBI's taxonomy places the organism in Eukaryota, Metazoa, Platyhelminthes, Cestoda, Cyclophyllidea, Taeniidae. The transcript has 22 exons.